AUGGCGCGAAGAGUCUUCAGACCGAUGAUGCUGCCACUGGCGAUGCUCCAGGCCUUCUUCAUGAUGGCACUUAGUGGCCUGUGGCUGUGGCUCUUCGGCGUGUUUUGGACAUUCAUGGUCAUCGAGCUGCCAAAGGACCUGGGUCCCUACAGUCAGAUGAGCUCGCUGUCCAUGUUCCUGAUGCGAGCCUUCCCAAUGAAAGAGACCAACGAUGUCAGCUACGAGUUCAAGUUUGACCAUGUGCUGAUACUCGCCUGUGUCUUUGUGAUCAUGAUGAUGGGGUGGGCUCCGACGAGGACAGAGAUCGAGGAGGAGGAUGACAAGGAGCUGGCCAAGGCGAACAAGAAGACCAAGGCCAAGAAGCUCGCCAAGGCUCUUAGCUGA
Messenger RNA from Symbiodinium sp. CCMP2592, 384 nucleotides. Lineage: Eukaryota; Dinophyceae; Suessiales; Symbiodiniaceae. The record is from the annotation of a GenBank genome assembly.